GUGGUGGCCUCCGCGAGCUCCUCCCCCUCGACGUCCUGCACUCGUCCUGGCUGCGCCACCCUCCCCGACAGUUUCUGUGCAACUCACGGGGGCGCGUGUGAGGUGCACCCACCCUCGUUCAGCCCCAGCUCUAUCGAACCCACAGUAAACAGUAACCGCCCCCUAGGCACCGUCCGUCGCCAUGUUCCACUCGCGCGUCUCCGUCCCCGUACCCUCCACGCCCACCGUCGAAGACAUCUUUUCCUCUGCGCUCUCGACCCUGUUCACCGACGACACACAAAUCUGCCACGGGGUCCCCAGACAAUCUGUUUACUACGACUCGCCGCGCUUCGGCAGGAUUAGUCUGCGCAUCCCUGCGCACCCAGACUUCGAAGAGGGCCGGAGGCUGUUUGCACAUUAUCUGUGGAACUCGGGCGUUAUCGUCGCGGAUGCUAUUGAGUCGGCGUCUGUGCCAGAGAGUAACAAUAAUGUCCGUGACUCCGCAUGCGCGGAAGUCUCGAUCUCGCGCGACGACAACCAAGACCAGAGCGACGAUGAGUGGAACAAUCGAUACUGGGACGUGCGAGGCAGACGCACACUCGAGUUGGGUGCUGGAACGGCAUUACCAAGUCUGAUAUCUGCGCUCUCGGGCGCAAAGAGUGUCACGAUAACGGACCACCCUUCCAGUCCGGCGCUGACCAUGGGCGCGAUUGAGCAGAAUGUUCGCGACAAUCUUCGCAGGCCCAAGGCGGAGGCGACGACGGCCGAGCAGAACGUUGGUGACAACGCCGACGUCAAUAAAUCCCGGCCUGGUCCUCCUCCGGGGCCUGUUUUUCACGAGCAGGACACUGAUGCGGAACCGAACGGCGUAGAGGGCUCGGGGCUAAAAUCAAAUGCUGACUCUCCGUUCAAAAUCAACGCCGACAUAUCAGUGUAUAGCUACACAUGGGGAACAUCGACAUUCUACCUUCCCAGUUCUUACGGCAAACUUGCGCCCAGUCAACCCGAAGCAUUCGACCGGAUCAUCAUAGCUGAUUGUCUAUGGAUGCCCUCGCAGCACGUCAACCUGUGCAAGACUAUCCUGCGCUAUCUCGACCCGUUAGACCCCGACUCCUGUGCCCUUGUCGUUGCCGCCUUCCACACAGGGCGGAGCAUUGUGCGGAACUUCUUCGAAGUGGCAACGGGCGAGUACAAAGUCGAAAACCUGGAGGGUCGGGACGAGGACGAGGACGAAGAUGUAGAUGAAGAAAUUCGAGCCGUCAAGGGUAAAUUGAGAGCCGCCGAGAUCUUCGAGAUCGAUACGAACGCUGUGCGAAGACCUUGGGAGCCAGUGCGGCCGAAGGAGGACAAGCACAUGGCGAAGAGGUGGUGUGUUUGUGCCGUGCUUGUCAGACGAUAGGCCUUUACCCCGAUCUUGGCACCUUGUCAGCAAAGCAAGACGCACAAGGCCGAAAGAAGUUUGGAAGAUGAUGGACGAGUCUCGGAGACCGUGCGAAGCAGGUACAGAACCAUCCUGCCGAGGCCUUCAAGUCCGGCCGAUCUGUGUCAAACGGCCAGAGAACGGCAAGGAGUGGUAGAUCUGUGGUUGCUUAGCCAGGAUGAGGAGAGAUCCCGGAAAGGGGGAGAAGACGUGGUUUCUCGAGCUGAACAAAUCCAAAUCUAUUCAAAGAGGUCAAGGAGGUCAAGGAGGAGGUAAAACGGCCACACGUCCAUCCCGUGUAAAAUGUGGAUACGAUUCAUCAAGGCAGUCGCGGCUCGAAGUGUACAUGUCCCACACAGCCAAGUAUGCCUGAUAAAGGUGUCUGAGGAGCCGUAAGAGUAGGCGAGAUGGUAGACCUGGGGACUGAAGACUUGUGACGCUGAGGAGUACAUUUUAAUGUGUUUAUCAACGUGGUCCUUAUUGCUUCAUAGCUUCUCGUAAGAUACUGAUUAGGAUUCUGCUUUGUUGAUCGUGAG
Messenger RNA from Exophiala xenobiotica, 1935 nucleotides. RefSeq lists its product as uncharacterized. Lineage: Eukaryota; Fungi; Ascomycota; Eurotiomycetes; Chaetothyriales; Herpotrichiellaceae. Gene Ontology annotation, biological process: peptidyl-lysine dimethylation. Gene Ontology annotation, molecular function: protein-lysine N-methyltransferase activity. The transcript is spliced from 2 exons. The record is from RefSeq and is a predicted model, not a curated record. The coding region runs from base 182 to 1378 and encodes 398 amino acids.